AGCCAGUGAUAGAUAUCUAGAUCAAUUAAAAAAUGGGUGAGGGAAGAGGCACUGCCAAUAGCUCAAGUGUUAUUGCAAUGAUACUAUUAGUAUUAUGUAUGUUUGUGUUUCAUCCUAAGAUGAUUCAUGCAGAAACAUACACUGUUGGUGAUGACAAAGGUUGGUCCUUUGGUGUUCAAAAUUGGCCUUCAGGAAAAACUUUCAAGGAAGGUGACAUACUUGUGUUCAAUUACACCCCUGUGAUACAUAGUGUGGUGACAGUGAAAGAGUUUGGCUACAAUUCAUGUUUCCCUUUUGGAGGAUCUGGGUUCCAUAUCUCUGGAGCAGAUAAAAUUACACUUGUUAAGGGAAUGAAUUAUUUCAUAUGUGGUACUCCUGGUCAUUGUAGUCAAGGACAGAAAAUUGCGGUGAAUGCUAUUUAAACUCUAAUUAAUAUUCUUUAUAA
Molecule: messenger RNA, 445 nt
Organism: Lathyrus oleraceus (garden pea)
Lineage: Eukaryota; Viridiplantae; Streptophyta; Magnoliopsida; Fabales; Fabaceae
Product: basic blue protein
Exons: 2
Coding region: 33-422 (129 amino acids)
Cellular component (GO): plasma membrane
Molecular function (GO): electron transfer activity
Source: RefSeq, a predicted model, not a curated record